UCAAGUGAUGAUGUUGAUCAAAUCGUCUUCGCCUUUUCGUUUGUUGAUUGACAUUGACCAAAGUGAGGAGAAAAUUUCGGCAAAAAUCAAGUGAAUUCUAGAGUGUUUAUAGUGAAAAUCAUAUCAUCGAGCGCAGUGCAGACGGAAAAUGAUCAAAUCAUGAUUGGGCUAUUUUGGUUUCUGGUCAUAAUUGUGUUGAUUUAUUUGGCCAUCACUUGGCUUCUACCGCAAUGUAUUGGGUACAUUUUGAAACGCAAGUUUAAUAUCAAAAUCCGCUUUGGUCGUAUUAGUUUACCCUUUUCGCUACGAGAUGUGAACGUUUGUAAGAGUGGCUUUUCUGUGCAAAUUGAUGAGAUAUGUAUCCGCAGUAGCUUCUUCAACUCGGAAGUCACGAAACUGCUUUCGAUCAAUAUCCGUGAUAUACGGGUCAACAAGGACAUCAAUCGACGUCAGCAGUUCCAAAGUUCAUCAAGCCAAGCAUCCUCUCAGCAAUCAAAUGCCGAAUCCGAUCCAUUUAUGGACGUUCGCACCGGUGAACGGAAGAUCCUGGAUUUCCGCGAGAAGAAGGUUCAUCCUAUGAUAAUCAAAUUUGCCCAAUUUAUGGCCGUUCACAUUAAUAAUGUGUCGAUAGCUCUGCUGAACAACGAUCACGAUCCUGGAUGGUUACUGCACGCAACAGCCAAGGAACUUCAUUUAGACGGCAGUCUUGUCCACAAUACGAAGACAAUGCUGGUUUCAGCCGCGCUGUGUGAUGCCCAGGCGAAAAUUCUUCGACACUGUCAAACAUCUAAGAAGCCAGAUAAGCCUCGGGCAGGUGAUUCUCAGCCUUGUCUGGGUGAACUAAGCUUUGGCAUUGCCUUGGACAGUAUUCUCGUGGCCCAUGGACCAAUUUCGCUGGAAAAACUGCAACUCGCCAUGACCAAUACAAAAGUGGUCCUUCAUGAAGGUCUUUAUGAAUUUAUCAAAGAUGCCCAGAGUCAGAAGCGUCGUACUCAGAUGUUCCUUCGGCAGAAUAGCAUCAAUUUGAAUCAGAUUCCUAAGCUUCCAGGGGAAACAUCUACCGGAAGUGAAACCUAUCUUAGAAUAGCUCCCAUAAUUCCAAAGAAUUUUGCAAUUAAUAUUGAAAAUACGACUAUCUCGGCGGUGCGGGAAAACAGUUCCAAUGAUUUUUCUGCCACACUACUCACGUUUACGAUAACAGGAAAGUUUAACAGCAGGAAUGCCUCCGACGAGUUUCGAAUGCCGAUGUUCUACGUGGGAACGCAGUUACAGCAGCUAGAGAUCGAUACCAUGCAGGAAAAGCUGCUUUACCUGGAGCAGUUCAGCGUGGACGCAAAGCUGGAACAAGACCUGGUCAAUAUUUACUCGAAACUGACUUCGUUCCGGAUGAUCUACCACCACAAGGAGAUCUACGGGUGGAUAAGCAAAAACUUUUUCUCGAGCGAGCGGUUGGCGCGGCAGAUGAAUCCAAAGAGCUUGAAGUUGGCUAGCGGCAUGAGCGGGGGAGAAGCGGGCCGUGGAAUCGCGGGAUCCGGAUCGAGAGGAAUGUUGGACGAGAUUUUCAAACGAGUGGUGGUUACGGGCUGUGCGGAGUUAUGGAACGUGACUACGGUUUUCAAAUUUGGACCACAAGAGGUCUCUUCAAUAUGCUGUAAUCACACAAAACUGCUAUUGGACCAGUUUGCAGAAACUCGCAGCAGUGCCUACGACAGUCGACUGCUAAAUCAGGUACUGCAGAAACGUCACUGGAGCGCCGAACUUCUGAUCGAAUCGCUGUGGUGGUCCCUCAGCGGGAACGCCUCGCACAAAGAUUUCGGCCAAAGCCUCAAGAAGAGUCACAUUCGCGGCAGUCCGUUCUACAUCGGAGUCAGUCUGAUUAAGCUGAGCAGCUAUGGAGACGCUACAAAGCUAGAUUUUACUAUUCACACCUUCCGCACGGAGUACAGUCCGGGAUUGGCUGAUUACUUGGUACAAGCCAAACAAUGCUUGGAACAGUACCGAUCGUCGAGGCUCUCACGAAGAGGCUCGAUCAACUUCUCUGCCGUGGACAGUCAGUCGUCUACGGACGGAUCCCCAUCCAAGCGGCCGAAGCCGGGUCUUUUAAUCAACGCCAAAGUCACCGACAUAACUAGUUUCUUCUUCAACAAGUACGACACCUGUAUACUAGCCAACUUGAACGAACUAUCUCUUGCAAAGAACCCCGCCAUCAACGUGGUCAAACUGGAUCAAUUCCACAUGGAAGUGCUGGAUUUCCGAAACAUCAACGGGUCAGAUUUUGCGGUCGCCGAGAUACAAAAUAUAUUCGCCAAUUUCAAGGUCAUUCGAUUGGAACACACUGAGCACCCCAAGCAUCCGAAGAUAUCGAUCCACUUCCUGGAAGACACAGGCGCCAUGUGGAAUGCCAAUCUUCACAUGCACGUUGUGACGCUCUUCGGUGAGAUCAAAGAACUUAAGUCAGCAUUGAAAACUAAGGCGAUCGCUCAGCCGCCCUUGGAGUUGCCAACUGAAGAACCCCCGGAAAGAUCCCCUGGCGAUAAGAAAUCGUGGAUCAUUGAUGUAAACGCGGAGGGAAGUGCGGAGUUUGCAAUCAAGAUCAGCGAGCGGCAUUCGCUGCAGCUCUACAGCGAGAAUCUGUAUAUUAGCCGCAAGGAACGGUGGAUCAUCUCGUUUGAGAAUAUUUUUAUCAAGAUUGACGAUCAACAUAUCUUUACGUUCAAAGACGUGGACAGCCACCAGUUGCCGGAAAUGGAUGUGCUGCGAUUCGAACGAAAGCACUAUGAAAAUUUUCGCCUGGCGAGCAACAAAGUCUGGGCGACCUCGAUCGGUGUGGUAAGGAUCAUAUUCCCGUACGAUCAUGAUUUCUACGGGGCUAUUGUGAAUGAGUUUGUUUCUAUAUACAAGUGGUUGAAGCUGAUUCAUGGUUACAAGAAAAAGCCCUUCACUGAAAAUUCUCCGCUUCCAAGCGAUAUGUUUAUACAGAUUAAGGAAUUUUUGAUGGAGAUGAGCGAUGAUCCGUUUGAGGUAAAGUUGAGAGAUAAUUAUGUUUUGUUGCUGGAUGAAUAUAACGAAAGUGUCAAGCGAAAAGAAUUGUUCGAUCAUAAGAUUCAGCAGUUAUGCUCUGAAAGAUUGAUAUUGCCGGCUGGUACUCUGGAGGAGUUGAAUGCCAACUUGAUCAAGAAGAAUUCGGAGAUCUACAUUCAGCGGUCGAAAAAACUGGCGGAAACUGGACCUCCUCGUACGAGAUUGAUAGCGUGGAUUAUGACGGAUCUAGAGAUAAUGGCUAUGGCGGACCCUUCUGUACAUGGUACAGAAAAUGCUGUGCGUAUGAUUCGAGACAUCGACGCCGAAAGUCCGUGGCCUGAGGAAGGCCUCGAAUUCGUUACGCUUUGGUGUCGCGCUGUGAAUGUCAGCUGUACGGAGUGGAAAUUUAUGCUGAGGGACUAUCCUCAACCAAUGUUUCAUGUGAAGUCUAUGCAUCUGUUUGGAAAUCUAGCAGGUGCUGAGAUGGCGCCGCCCAGAAGAGCCAAACGAGACGUUGACAUAGAAGUUGGAGAUCCUUUCGGGACUCAUACUAUUCAGCGGAGUAUGACAUCGAUUAAAUUCUACCACGAUUUUGAUUGGGAGUUGGAUUACCUGGCGUACGCUUUUGGACCCUGUUGGGAACCGGUGAUGGCUCAGUGCAAUUUAAUGAUGGAGAAGAUCUCCGCUCCUUCCAGAGAUCCAAGUCCUCCGUUACCUUUCUGGGAUAAAAUGCGACUUCUCAUGCACGGGCGCCUUACGAUAAUCGCCAAGCAGUUCACCAUCCUUCUACAUGCUUCGCUCGAUCCCUACAACACCACCGAAGAAAUGGAACUGACGUGGAAUAAUUGCGGUAUCGUGUAUACCAAUGCCAAGAUCAUGUUCAAGGGAGAUCUAAAUGUGUACGUAAGAACUGCUUCCCGGUACGAUGAUUGUCGUCUUCUGCACCUUCCCAACCUCAAACUAACCUUCAAACUGAACUGGAUAUGCCUCGCAAACCCAAACGAUCAUCACGCUGUUAUCCCAUGCGCACCGGAUAAGCUCCCCGAAUAUUCCAGUAAUCAGGUGCACGAUUCCUUCAGGGCUUUCCGUUCGCAGAACCUUAACAUCUGGAUAUCGUUCGAAAUUAAGCAAAAUGUGUCUGAUGCAGAUAUCCCUAAUCUGGUGCUCUACGGGAGUACCCUUCGUUGGUUUGAAAGCCUCAAGUUGAUCCUAUCCGGUGUAACGCGACCGACACGGCGAGGUCCAGUGUUCAACAAUGUUCGUCCGCGGAAAAAGCAACUCAGUCGCCAUUAUAAGCGAGCGAAUCUACAGAUGAGUCUGCACAAGUUCCAAAUUUUCUACUGGAUGUCCCAUGCGCUCAAUCGUGGCUUUCAACUAAACGGUGGCAGAAUUACACUUAGUUCAGAGCACACACUGACCUUGUCGCCGAUCGACGAUGGACUUAUUCACCGACCAAGAGCUGAUUGGGCCAUCAUGUACAUGAACUGUGAAUUGAAUGACGCGGAGAUUUGGCUGAGGACAACGACAAUAAGUGAUAGAUCCGAUGGAAGUUCGGAGAGCAUCUCCAAUUCGAAUGGGGACAUUUGCAGGUACUAUUUCCUGAGCGUGGCAAAAGUUUCAUAUGGCCGUGAGGCUCUACUAGCCAAUGGCAAUGAGCGGGAGAAGGACACUCCAACUCAUAAGCUGGUAGUGUACGAUCUGAAAGGGGCUUGGACCAAAGACAACCGAGACGUGGCAUUUGCCUUGUUCGACUCGUUUAUGAAGAGUCAACGGUUGAAGAACAAUUUGUCCACUGAAGCGUUGAAGUGCUUCCGCAAGGAAGGGAACAAUACUCCGCUUAAGUCGCGUAACAGCCAGGAUAAAGGAGGUGGUUCGCAGCAUCACUCAGACGGUGGAAAUCGUGGCAGUCAAGCACACAUCCACAGUAAGAGGCAGGAGACGUCCGAUGGUUUGGUGAUGCUGCAGCAGUUGAUUUCCGAAGCUGAUCACAAAUCGGUAGUUUUCAGCGACGAUCUUUCAGCGCAGACGAGACAACAGCAACUUAAGGGGCUCCAAGCUUGCCAAGAUGGGGGUGUUUUGCAUUACAAUUGGUUCAUUUCCUUGGUGAACUCGCAGGUUCUGCUAAAAGGAUGUGAAACCUCAGGCUAUGUGAUACUUAGUGCAGCGAAGGCCGAGAUCUUACAAAGGGUUCAUCGGCCUGUUUGGAGGGAUCAUACGAUUGUUUCCAAAACGACGUGGGUUGGAUCGUUGGAGUGUAUGCAGUACUAUGCAACGGUCAGUGCCGAAGACGGAGACACGAGGGAAAUGGCGGAGAUUAUGUGGUUAACGGUGGAUAACAUCCAGGAAAAGGAUAGGGUUGCGACUGUAAUAAACGAGUUUCCAGAUUUGCCGCAUUUAGUUGGAAGUGGCCAGAGUGUAGGAGGUGUUGUUUCGGAAACCGUGGGAGGUGUUUCUGGUGAUAUCAGCCGUGACGGAAAGUCGCCAAUUCAAUUACAACGAAUCGUAUCUAGGUGUAAGUGUGAAUUUUUUUAUGUCAGCUAUGGAGAAACGAGUAUAGAUCCCGGAACAAUCAGUGAGGUUCCGGCACCACCAGUGGAGGAAAGCUUGAGUCCUUGGGAGAACCAGGAUGAACCAGUGGAUGCUUUUACGUUAAUGCAUCACGAUCUAGAUGUUUGUACGAACUCUCUGCAGUACGCCAUGAUUCUGGACAUAGUGAAUAAUUUGCUUCUCCAUGUUGAGCCGCAACGAAAGGAAGCUUCUGAGAGGCUCACUAGAAUGAGGUUCCAACUGCAGCUCUACAGCAGUGAAGAUCAGAAGCGCCCAAUUCAGCAUAUCCAGACGGAGAUUAGAGGCUUAAUGUCAAAAAUCAGAUGUUUGGAAAAGGACAUCCAUUUCAUUACCAAAGCACGUCUCGAAGAUGGCGACAGUGAUGAGCUGAGGGUCGAGUACGAAGAGGUCCAGAAAAUGAUUCGCGAAUACAAAGAGAUGCUAUCGAACAAAAGUGACGAAUUGGACAUCAUGCUAUCGUGCUACAAUGAGGCUCAACUUUCCGCGUCGAAUCGAUUGGCCACUAUCCGCAAGGAUAAGCCACUGACCAUUGUGCGGGCGAAUGAAAUUUGCUUCAAACAUGCCCAGUGGAGACUUACCGAGGCCGAUGGACAGAUCGGCAUCGCUGAUUUGAUCCUUAGCAAUUUUCUUUACACCAAAAAUUCUAAAAGUGAUGACUCCGUUGACCAUCUGCUGGAAUUGGGCUACAUAAGGAUCAACAACCUGAUUCCUAGGGAUAAUUAUAAAGAGGUGCUAUGUCCAACGGAGAUCCAACGAGAUAUGCCGGUCGAUCACAAACGUGUGCUGCGAGUGUUCUGCAGGGAGAAACCCCCGGUUGGAGGUAUAUCUGUGAAGGAACAUUUCGAAAUUAACGUAGUUCCUAUAACGAUCGCCAUUUCGAAGAAAUUCUACAACACCAUGCUGAAGUUCUGUUUCCCUGAUCGGGAUGCUUCGGAAACGGAGGGUAACGAUGAACUGGAAGAUGGUGCCAGCACAAGUUCUGGUUCUUCGCUGUCGACAAAAGCAAGCUCGAAGAAGGCGAUCAGUAAGGGUAAGAAGAGUUCCAAAGAUAGUAAUUUUUACGUGAAGAUUCAGGAUGAUGUGGAAAAGAUGAAGGAGCGAGCCGAGAAGAACAAGUUGUUCAUCUACAUUAAAAUACCGGAGGUGCCUGUUAGAGUUAGCUACAAGGGUAACAAAGAGAAAAAUAUCGAGGAUAUUACUGAUUUGUCGCUGUUGAUCCCAACCUUGGAGUAUCACAACGUGACCUGGACCUGGCUGGAUCUACUGCUGGCCAUGAAAUCCGACAGCCGGAAGGUGCUACUAUCGCAGGCAAUUAAGCAAAAGCUAAAGCUGAAAAAGGUGCUCGUGGAUGAACAACCAUCUCCACAGGAGGAGGACAAGGCAAAAAUGUUAUUCGGCAAUCGUCAUGCGCCGGAAAAUAAAAGUCUGCGUCGAGGGGUUUUCAAGUUCGCCAAACCGUAGAAUUGUCACAACACCACUGGAAUUAAAGCGUCAAAAUCCUCUCUUGGAUUAUCACGGCCGGAAAACGAGAAAAUACAGGAGAAGAUGAAAGUGGUCUGCGGUUGGCCAGCUUAUGAUGUCUUCACAUCCAUCUAUUUUCACCCUGGGCAAAUUUUGCCACUCGUUUGAGAAGUCGCGUGGUGUUCUUGUUUUUCCGCACUUGCUUGGGAUGGAAUAUUAGAUGCUUCCAUAGUCUGUUCUGGUGCACCUGCUCACCUGUAGCUUGAAAUUAACGAAUGCAUGUUUUCCGGUUUUAUUUUCAUCUGAAUGUGGUUUUAAAAACCUUGUGGAUGCCACGAGGAAGGAUUUCUGUUUAGCAAACAGCUACAUGUGCGUUCCCUAAAUUGAAAAUUUCUGUUCAUUUCUAUAGAGUGUCUGUUCAAAAAUAUAUUUUGCUCUGUAGACUUUGAUCUUGAACAUUUGGAUGGUUGAUCCAAUUUUGUAGGUGACAUGUGCAACAAAGUUAGUUUAGAGUUCGUCUAAUUGUUCAAUCCAAGAGGUAGAUAA
Armigeres subalbatus is the source of this 7596-nucleotide messenger RNA. RefSeq names its product protein hobbit (gene hob). NCBI's taxonomy places the organism in Eukaryota, Metazoa, Arthropoda, Insecta, Diptera, Culicidae. The transcript has 7 exons. Bases 160 to 7050 code for a protein of 2296 amino acids. The record is from RefSeq and is a predicted model, not a curated record.